GGCCUCUCUCAUCUUUUUAAGUGGGAGAACUUGCACAAUUGGUGGUUGACUAAAUACUUGAUUUGCCCCACUGUAUAUAUAGUGCAGUAGCCGGUACAGAUGUUAAUAUCGCACAUAUUGGCACUAAGUUUUUUCUCUAUCCAUCUUCACAAGGGUUAAACCAAAAUAUUAUCUACAAAGUAAAUGUACGUUUGUUGCCUUUACAAUUUUCUGCUUGUUUAUCUAUAUUACCAUAUGUGCCGUGUCGUCACAAACCUUUUGUUCCCUCUUUUGACUUCCAUAGUUAAGUGGCACUGAGUUGAGCUAAAUCUGUCAUAAUAUCUUCAUAUCAUCUAUAUUACAGAGAAAACGUCACAAACAAGAUAACUAUGCCUCUCAUGGAAGUUAAAAAAGGGAACUAUGGUUGGUUUAAAAGGGCACAGAGCUGAACCAGGUCUGUAUGUCAUAAUACCGCGCUACAGCUAACAUGGCAUCCCUCCUGAUCCCCACUCUACUGCUGUGCUACAGCUCGCUCAGUCGCUGCUCAGAGAGCAAAGAAUAUCCUCUAGAUGUCUUCGCCCCACAGGAGGUGAAAUUCCACUCCCUAGACUACAGAAAUGUCUUGCAUUGGAAGCAACAUGCCAACUCUACCAACAACCAACAAUACUUUGUCCAGUGGAAAGUAUAUGGGGAGAAGCAGUGGACCAAUGCAAAGGAGUGUCAUGGCAUCAGCCGGCUGCUCUGUGACCUGAGCAAGGAGACAUCCGACUCCAGAGAAUGGUACUACGCCAGGGUCCAUGCAGCCCACUCAGGGACCCAAUCACCAUGGGUCAUAUCCGCCAGAUUCAACCCUAAGUGGGAGACCUCUGUCAGUCCACCGACUAUGAAACUUCAUGUGACGGAGAAAGGCAUUGUGGUCCGGCUCAAGCCUCCACGCUCUCCCCACAGGAGACCUAAUGGCAGCUGGAUCAGUGUGAGGAGGCUGCAAAGAAUGUCAUUUACUAUACACCUCAUGCAGAGUGAUGUUGAGGAGGAAACAUUUGAAAUGGAGGGCUGUGCCAAACAGCUCCUGAUCUCAGAUCUGAGCCCCGGGACCACCUACUGCCUGACGGCCGAGAGUCGCUUGCACCUGCUGGGCCGUAGAAGCACCCGGAGCCCUAGGGCCUGCAUCACCACACUGUGAGGGCCAGGAUCUAAUAUCUUCCCCCAGGGGAAAAUGUAGCCCUGGAUUUCUCUGCCAAACCGGAAACUCAACAUGAUACUGUGACAAUCAAACCUCACUUGAAGUAUACACUGAUUUGUCCACUAUUACCUCAGGUACUGCACAGGGAUGCACUUUUAGGAUCCUUCACAUUUCUUUCAUCGAUAACUUUGUUGACUAAUGUUGUACGUAAAACAAUGAGUAGACACCAAACAAUUAAACAUUGUGAUAUGUCAUCAAUAAUUAAAUUACAGCACACAUAGCAGGGGUAGGUAACUAGAUUCAGCCACGUGCUGAUGUGUGGUUGGUUGGGGGGGUUGGAACACAAUUAUAAUAAUUUGUGCACUGCAGAUUGACCACAACUAAGCCAAAAAUGAGAUUUUCUAAAUCAAAAUCAUUUUUAGAUGAAUUCUUGGUGAUUUGAAAGUAUUAUUUUUUUAACCAAAAACGUAAAAUUUUGGGAGGACAAAAUAUCCCACUUGCGGACUGGACUGCCUGUUGCAAAUUAAAUAGAAAGGGGGAUACCUAGUCAGUUGCACAACUGAAUGCAUUCUGCCAAAAAUGUGUCUUACGCAUUUAACCCAACCCCUCUGAAUCAGAGAGGUGCGGGGGCUGCCUUAAUCAAUUUCCACGGGAGCAGUUGUUGUUGGGGGUUAAUUGCCUUGCUCAAGGGCAGAAUGGCAGAUUUGUCCACCUUGCUGGCACUGGGAUUUGAAUCAGCAAUCUGGCCCAACGCUCUUAACCGCGAGGCUACUUGCCGCCUCACUAUGCUAAUAGGUAGAUAUUGAUAAAGCACAAUCAUUCCUAUCCUUGUGUAGUUGGUGCUUGUGUAGUUGGGGUGGGGUUGCACUGUAAGAUAGAUGUGAAGGAGCUCUGCUGUUCUCUGCAGUCUAUGUUGACGAGGGACAAAACAACCUACCGUCUCCUAUAUAAUUGCUAAGGUUGCUUUUACACAGGCAGCCCAAUUCUGAUAUUUUUUUCACUAAUUGGUCUUUUGACCAAUCAGAUCAGCUCCGAAAAAUACUUGAUGUGAUUGGUCAAAAGACUAAUAAUGGGGAACAAAGAUCAGAAUUUGGCUGCCUUUCUAAACACAGCCAUAGAAUCCCAGUAAAUUAGUCUCCUGGGUCCUGAUUACAUUGACAUGUAAUCAAUGAAUGAAUCAAUAAUUCAAAUAAUGAAUCAGUUUUGCAGAAAGCUGCUUUUUAAAAUUUGCAAUGAAUGAUAUGUGGUUGUCUUACCUACCUUAAUUGAAUGCACUGACUCUCAAGUUGCUCUGGAUAAGUGUCUGCUAAAUUACUCAUUACACUGUCUGUAUUCAAAUGCAAAUAAAACCUACUCAUUUUGCUUUGACAAACAUA
Messenger RNA from Oncorhynchus gorbuscha (pink salmon), 2538 nucleotides. It is a transcript of the gene il22ra2, whose product is annotated as interleukin 22 receptor, alpha 2. The record is from RefSeq and is a predicted model, not a curated record. The coding region runs from base 467 to 1162 and encodes 231 amino acids. Gene Ontology annotation, molecular function: protein binding. NCBI's taxonomy places the organism in Eukaryota, Metazoa, Chordata, Actinopteri, Salmoniformes, Salmonidae. The transcript has 6 exons.